Molecule: messenger RNA, 2054 nt
Organism: Trematomus bernacchii (emerald rockcod)
Lineage: Eukaryota; Metazoa; Chordata; Actinopteri; Perciformes; Nototheniidae
Product: cytosolic 5'-nucleotidase 3-like
Exons: 9
Coding region: 164-1033 (289 amino acids)
Cellular component (GO): cytoplasm
Molecular function (GO): 5'-nucleotidase activity; magnesium ion binding
Source: RefSeq, a predicted model, not a curated record
UUGGUCAGUACCAGAAGGCAGCAUCACCGCUCUAGCAGCAGAUGUCAGAUGAUUCUUUAGCUCGCUCUCCCGUAGCAACAUUAAGGGGACUUAUCAACGGAGACUGGCAACUGUUGAAACAUCUUUUAUCAACAUUAACUGAGCAGCAACCUAUAUCCAGACAAUGAUUCCAGAGUUGUCCAACCCCUCGGUGUGUAUGAGGGACCCUCAGAGGGUGGAGGACAUCCUGCAGUCCAUGGUGAAGGCUGGCUCCAACACCGUGCAGGUGAUCGCAGAUUUUGACAUGACUCUGACAAGAUUUGCAUACAAGGGCAAAAGGUGCCCUACAUGUCACAAUAUUCUUGACAACAGCAAUCUUAUCUCCACUGAAUGCAGAAAAGAGCUGAAGGUUCUGCUCGACACAUACUACCCUAUAGAGAUCGACUCGGCACGAUCAAUAGCAGAAAAGCUGCCCCUGAUGGUGGAAUGGUGGACUAAAGCUCACAAAAUCCUGGUGCAGCAGAAGAUUAGGAAAGACCUGCUGGCCACGGCGGUGCGGGAUUCUGACGCCAUGCUGAGGGAGGGCUACCAGCUCCUCUUCGACCACCUGCAUGAGCACAGCAUCCCCCUCCUCAUCUUCUCUGCUGGAAUUGGAGACAUCCUAGAAGAGGUUAUCCGCCAGGCCGGAGUCUUCCACUCCAACGUCAAAGUCUUCUCCAACUACAUGGACUUCGAUGAGUCUGGAUUGUUGAAGGCUUUCAAGGGAGAGCUGAUCCACAUCUACAACAAACGGGAAGGCGCUCUGCUGAACACCGGUCAUUUCGAGGAGCUGCGGACGCGCCCCAACGUGCUCCUGCUGGGAGACUCUCUGGGAGAUCUGACCAUGGCCGACGGGGUGCAGGACAUGGAGAACAUCCUCAAGAUCGGCUUCCUUAAUGACAAGGUGGAGGAGAGGAAGCAGUCUUACUUGGACUCGUUUGACAUAGUGUUGGUACAAGAUGAGACCCUGGAAGUCCCCAAUGCCAUAAUGCUCUACCUGACAGGCAAUAAGUAAACUGAGCACUGCUGUUUUCUAUUGUACGCUCCAGUGCCAUCAGCCGAAGCUCAGAAGGUGCCAGUGGAAGGCUUAUUUAGAAUGUUACACGAUUGUUUUACAAAACUCUUCACAAGUCCAGUUUACAGACACAGCUCACGUUCACCAUGUCACCCUUUGAUAUUUUCCUCCAUUGGCCUUCCGCUCAUGUUUAUAGUCAAACUGACCAUACUGUGUGCGAUGGGAGCCAGAUUUGCACCGUCUACCUACUGUGCAGGAUGUUUGGCGUGUGUGUGGUUAUGUUUUUGUUUGUGUUUUUAUUUGGGGGAAGAUAAUAUUGUUUUUGUUAGUGGGUCUGUUUUUGUCUUCAUAUAGGAUGUCAUGAUAAAGGGAAAAAACGCACAACAUAAGUGGCAGCAUUUGACAUCUGGUUUGAAACCAAUUCCUUACAAUAAGCUCUUUACCAAAUAAAGAAACUUGAUCUUUUUCAAAAAGCGUUUUCUUACAGUAUCAAGUCUUCCAGUUUCUGGACUCAUUGUAAGUUUACAGUACAGGUUGUAUUUGUUAUGAACAUUGUUACAUUUUGCAAUGUUUUUGUUAACAUUAUAAGGGGUUAACUCAAAUACAUCUGAUUUUAAGCUUAAAAUAAAUAGUCAUUUUUUAAAUGUGGUGGAGUGCACAACGUCAAAGGUCAACGUAUUUAAAAUGACUAACGUCUAUCUCAUAAGUGUUGGUAUUAAGAUUAUCAUAAUUUAGUAUUUUUACAUGAAGUAACCCUCAGUCAACGGUUGAUUCAAAAGUGUGCACUGCAACAAACACAUUUUUUUUUAAUUCAAUAACCACAGUUUAAUAAUUAAUUUUUCAUAUGUGGAUAAUAUGCCAUUCAGUCAUUCUGAAAUAAAAUAAAUGUAGUUUGAUUCUGUCCAUGGAACCUAUGUCACACAUGUCAUACCUCUACUCCUGCAGUUCUACACUUGUCUGUCAAAUAAAACUGAAAAAUGUAUUAUGAUUGUGUGAAAUAAAGUUUCAUUUUACUACAAAA